AUGGGCUCCCUGCGGCCGCAGAUCCACACGACAACCAUAAUCAACGGCAAGUACAUGGUAGGCCGAAUUCGUGAGCUAUUGAAGAUAGAAAAAAAUCAUUUCUGUGGCUUCACUCUUUGAAGUUUAUUUUUUUAUUUUUAUUUAACUAAUCAGGGAGAUAGCUGAGAGCUUUUUGAAGCUUUUUCGAGCCGCAAAGAAUAGUUUUACCAACCAAUUUUUCAUAAAAUUUUCUACUUUUGCAACGAGUUGUUGUUUUUUGUGAAGUUGAGAAUAUGAAAGCAAAUGAACGACAUACAUAUGAAUUGAUCAAAAAAAAAAUAUAAUAAAUUACCUUAAAAGGUAUGCUGGAAAAGUAGGUUAGUUCCAUCAGUCCGGCCGGGGGUUACUUUUUCAAAUUUUCAAACUUGGAGAAAGUUUUCAAACAUUUAUAUUCAAAAAUUUAUCCCCGGGUUGAGACUACAUUCAAUAUAAACAGCUUUUGAAGUAUGAAUCAUACUGUAUGAUUCUUGAAAAUGUGGUUCUCUGGUUACUAAGUUUUGAAAUAUUCAUUUUUUUAAAUUUCCUAUAUUGCACUAAAAAACGCUCGUUCUGAAGACGUAAGUAAUUUUGAACUAAAAGACUUUAAACAUUUCCCAGCUGACUCCGCGAGUCGUGUUUGAAAGAAAGCUAUUUUCUUAGCUACAAUCACAGUCUGUUGAAGAUUCCCUAGAGUUGUUUGAGGCUGUGCGGAAACUCGGCGAAGGUGGCUGCGGCGUCAUCUACGAGGUGGCGCUUCUGACAAACCCGCAACAACGGUUCGCCUGCAAGGUGAUGGAGUCCCGAAGACGUGCGACGCGGAAUCUUUCAGGCGGAAGUCGCCAGUCCAGACGAAGACGCGACUCUCGCCAUGGAGAGCAACAUCAUGGAGAUGCUCACGGCCCGCAAGUCCUUACAUGCCGUCAACAUUAUUGAGAAGGGCAAGGUCAGCACCUUUUUCGGCAUUUUUUAAAAGUUUCAUCAUUAGGUGAGCAACUAUAACUUCAUCGUGAUGACACUUCUGGGACCAUCGCUCGACGUUCUUCGGUUGAAAAUACCGUUCAACGUUAGUUUGCUUCGAAACCCGAAAAAGCUAUCAACGUAGAAAUUCUCAUUAUUCACAACCAUCGUUGUCGGGAUACAAGGGUUUGACGCCAUCCAAGAGCUGCACGAGCUCGGGUACACCUUUUUAAAAGUGAACAGUAUCGUAUCCUAAUUCAGUUACAUCCAUCGAGAUGUCAAGCCGGCCAAUUUCGCCAUAGGAGCUCUGGGUACGCCGAAACAGCGUCUAAUACACAUUCUGGACUUUGGAAUUGCUCGUGGCUUUUUGGUAAUGAGCUUUUCGAGAAAAAAAAAACAAAAUUUGUCAGGUGAGCAGUGAAGACGGAGAGGUGCGGCUUCGAAAACCGAGAAAAGUUGUUCCUUUCAGGUUGGGGCUGCCAUUUUCUUUAAAUGUUAAACAAAAAGAAUUUUGAUUUUUUUUUGAUAUGACUUUUGGGCAUGGUCUGACGAGCAUUCACCAACUGCUUAGAACCCCUAUAGGGACCGAAAAAGUGGUAGCUAUUGGGUUAAAUGUAAGUUGAUCCCUAUAGGGGUUCAGGAUAACGUGGCCCCUAUAGAGGACUUUCAACUUUAUUCGAAAACGCUUAUUUAUUCACUUUUUCCCAUGAAAAUGCUUCUUCGCCUAGAGUUCAUACCAGUUAUCGACUAGCAUGCCCCCUAUAGGGACCACUUUUGCAAGCCUUAGUGGCCAUUAUAGGGGUUGGUAAGGGGUCCUUAUAGCCAACUCUAUAAGUUAUAAAAAAAGUUUUUUUCCGCCAACAACAUCUUUCAGAGGAACUAUGAGGUACUGUUCAACAGGAGCUCAGGAUCGCUGCGAGCAGGGCCGACACGACGACUUGUGGUCUUUGUUCUACGUGAUGGUCGAAAUGUUGAAGGGCGUUCUGCCGUGGUUUUUUGUAACUCCAGAGACGUUCUGAAAAGCGAUUCUAGGGCAGGGAUCACUGAAAACGAAGGAGUACGACUGAAGAAGCUGGACUUGGCCGAGCUCUACGAUUCAAUUCCCGAUGACAUUGUUUGUUUCGGGAAGCAUUUGGAACGUCUUUCCUACGGCUCUACACCAGGCGUGGAAGCCUUUUGAGAGUUUUAUUGAAAUACUUUCAGACUAUCCACUGCUUCGGGGCUUGCUUUGCAACGUAUUCACACGCGAACAAAUGAACGAAGACAUGAAGUUGGACUGGGAGAGCGGCGGCAAGCACGGCAUCCACUUUGAGAAAAGCUCGUCCCUGCUGUUCUUUCUGUUCCUGCCGUUUCAUCCUUUUUUCCGUGUUUCAGGCCCCUCGUCGUCGAAAAAGACAUCAGCGAGUUCUCCCUGCACGAUGUUUUGCGCAUACCGUUCGCUGUUAGAAACUUCAGCGCCGAGGUUUUUUUCUUACGAGUCUUUUUUUCAAAGAUAAGCUGUCCGGUCCAGGAAAUGACGGCCCCCAUUCAGUCAGGACACGUUGACAUUAACACUAGGAGCGACGACACGUUGGACGAAAAAGAACGGGUAAUUUAUUUUUUCCGAUGUUUACUGUAGUAUCUCAACUCAAAGAAGAAGGUCUUCUGUCUUCAGAAUUCAAUUCAAUCAAAUUUUCUCUCCAAUUUUUUGUGUCACUAAUCCUACUUAGGAACUCCAGAGUGCUCCAUACAAGGGCAACCUCAGAGACCCUUCACCAACCCCUAUUGGGCCACUAGAACUUGCAAAAGGUCCCUAUAGGGGUUUUAGUUAGUGGCUUCUAUAGGGGUCAUGUAUAUAUCCCUAUGGGAACUACUGGAGCUUUAGGGGCUAAGAGGUCAGACCCUAAACCCUUUCAGAGAUCAAUUUGAUUUUACCCCUAUAGGGACCACUUUUUCGAUCUAUAUAGAGGCUGUUUUUCUUCCUAACCCCUAUAGAGACCACUCUGGAUUCCCUAAGUAUGUAUCAAAAUAUUCAAUUGCAACGGUUCAUGAAAACUUUUUGUGUAAAUCUCAUUUUUCACGUUCAUUCUGUCUAAUGGACCAUCUUCCAGGCACAGAACCUCAGAAAACCUGCUCCGCAACGGAAAAUCGUCAAAAAGUACUGCUACCAGGCGCGCAAAGACUGUGCCUCCACAACACAGAAGGUGAGCGUUUUCAGAGUUCGGACUCAAUUUUCUACUUCUAGAAAGUCGCAAAAGCUGAAGUCGUCGAGGCUAAGUGGCGAGAGAAGCGCUACCACCGUAAGACCAAGUCCAACGUCAAAAGUAUUAACACCGAUCUUGUUGUGGUCCGUUUCUUUUCAUUAUUCGAAGAGAAAACUCGUUAGUUUUUUCUAGACAUGUUCUGAGUUGCAACUUACUCAAGACACUGAGAAAAAGGAUACCCGGACGACGAACACGACGAGCAGGACCCCCGAGAAGCAUCCCGGAAAAGCUUCAGCCCCCGUGCCGAACAAGGCCAAGUUCCUGCCCAUUUUCCUCCAAAAAAACAACGUCGACGCGUACAAAAAAUUUAUCAAAUGA
Messenger RNA from Caenorhabditis auriculariae, 3536 nucleotides. The record is from the annotation of a GenBank genome assembly. Lineage: Eukaryota; Metazoa; Nematoda; Chromadorea; Rhabditida; Rhabditidae.